Messenger RNA from Candoia aspera, 1287 nucleotides. RefSeq names its product G protein-coupled estrogen receptor 1 (gene GPER1). Gene Ontology annotation, cellular component: membrane; Golgi apparatus. NCBI's taxonomy places the organism in Eukaryota, Metazoa, Chordata, Lepidosauria, Squamata, Candoiidae. Gene Ontology annotation, biological process: G protein-coupled receptor signaling pathway; nuclear receptor-mediated steroid hormone signaling pathway; cellular response to estradiol stimulus. Bases 44 to 1204 code for a protein of 386 amino acids. The transcript has a single exon. The record is from RefSeq and is a predicted model, not a curated record. Gene Ontology annotation, molecular function: nuclear estrogen receptor activity; G protein-coupled receptor activity.
GACGUUCUGAUCUCAACUGAUUCUGGCUUCAAAUGCUGCAAUCAUGAUCUCAGCAGAUCUCUUUGGAACUGCAACCAAUCUGAACACUUUGGCACAGAAAUCCAAAUUUAUCUAUUUCGCAGAGAAUCACACGACAGAAAUCUACACCGGACCCACAUCUCCGGUGCUCUGUAACAGCACGUACUUUGAACUCAAUGGAUCGCGCUUUUGCAACGGGAGUCGAGCGCUCGGCCUUGUCGACAAAUCGGAACAGCAGCAAUACGUUAUAGGCCUUUUCUUAUCGUGCCUUUACACAAUAUUCCUCUUUCCUAUUGGCUUCGUGGGGAACAUCCUUAUUUUAGUGGUGAACAUUAGUUUCCGCGAGAAGAUGACCAUUCCCGACUUGUACUUCAUAAACCUGGCCGCAGCAGACCUCAUUUUAGUCGUCGACUCCCUCAUUGAAGUUUUUAACCUCGACGAAAAAUACUAUGAUAUAACCAUCAUUUGUACUUUCAUGUCCUUGUUCCUGCAAAUCAACAUGUACAGUAGCAUCUUCUUCCUAACCUGGAUGAGCUUUGACAGGUACAUUGCCCUAGCCAAAGUUAUGAAGUCCAACCUGUUCCGCACCAUGGAGCACGCCAGGCUCAGCUGUGGCCUCAUCUGGCUGGCGUCCAUCUCCGCAGCAUUAGUGCCCUUCACGGCUGUCCAUUUGCAACACUCCGGGGAAAUUCACUUUUGCUUUGCCGAUGUGGCCGAGAUUCAGUGGCUAGAAAUAACCGUAGGGUUUAUCAUACCUUUCGCUGUCAUAGGCCUUUGUUAUUCAUUAAUUGUGAGAGUUCUGAUCAGGGCCCACAAGCACAGAAGUUUGCGCCUCCGCCGGCAGAAAGCCCUCCGCAUGAUUUUCGUGGUGGUCCUUGUCUUCUUCAUCUGUUGGCUUCCGGAAAACGUCUUCAUCAGCGUGCAACUUCUCCAAAAGACGGAGGAAUCCUCGUUGAGGGGCCGGUCUUUCAGACACAACUACCCCUUAACGGGGCACAUUGUCAACCUUGCAGCAUUCUCUAACAGCUGUUUGAACCCGCUAAUCUAUAGUUUCCUAGGUGAAACUUUCAGAGACAAGCUAAAGUUGUACAUUGAACAAAAAACCAAAGUGUCCAUUUUGAACCGCCUUUGUCAUGCUACACUGAAAUCGGUGAUUUCUGAUAGCACCGAGCAAUCAGAAGUUUAGGCAAGCCUGCAUCCAAGGUACCGCAACAGAGCCUGCCCAUCGCGCUUCUUACUAACAGAGAAAGUGCUCACUGUCUACCCAGU